This is a messenger RNA of Drosophila mauritiana, 423 nucleotides long. RefSeq lists its product as uncharacterized. The transcript has a single exon. The coding region runs from base 64 to 342 and encodes 92 amino acids. Lineage: Eukaryota; Metazoa; Arthropoda; Insecta; Diptera; Drosophilidae. The record is from RefSeq and is a predicted model, not a curated record.
CGUGUAGCCAAGACACCCGCGCAGACUGAUGGAUCGCACUCUCGAUCGGAGCCAGAAACAUACAUGAGCUCGUAUAUAUGUACGUAUCUAUCUAGUGAGCAGCCCACUGCAAGUCGGCAAUUAACCUUGGCUGGACAAAGAGUUGGCGGCGGCAGAACGACCUACAGCAGCAGCGGUACGAGUUAUGGAUUUCAUUUUAUCAGUCAGCUGGCAGGCAGCUACCAACGGCUACACAGAAAGAACUCGGGGCCAGCUCAGCGAUGCUGCGUGUAUUCACUCGGAAGAGAUUGUAUCUUGAGUGCUGAACUAAUGCGUACUGACCACGCUCAAAGGAGCCAUUAAAUGGGAAAAGGGCUUAGUUAAACGAUUUCCCUUCACUUUCGGUGUGAACGCAACCAUUUCUUUGUGUGUAGCGCAACAACU